Molecule: messenger RNA, 7358 nt
Organism: Xyrauchen texanus (razorback sucker)
Lineage: Eukaryota; Metazoa; Chordata; Actinopteri; Cypriniformes; Catostomidae
Product: sodium channel protein type 8 subunit alpha-like
Exons: 28
Coding region: 1-5913 (1970 amino acids)
Biological process (GO): neuronal action potential; sodium ion transmembrane transport; membrane depolarization during action potential
Cellular component (GO): plasma membrane; voltage-gated sodium channel complex; axon
Molecular function (GO): voltage-gated sodium channel activity
Source: RefSeq, a predicted model, not a curated record
AUGGCUGCACCCAUUUUUGCACCGCCAGGACCUGACAGCUUCAAGUACUUUACCAGGGAAUCUCUGUGUGAAAUCGAGAAGCGCAUUGCUGAGGAGAAAGCCAAGCCGCCACCUAAGCCAGACACUAGUUACCGUGACGAUGAUGAUGAGAACAAGCCCAAGCCCAACAGUGACCUGGAGGUGGGCAAGAGUCUGCCCUUCAUCUACGGGGACAUCCCUCGUGGCAUGGUGGCAACACCACUGGAGGACUUGGAUCCCUUCUACAUGAAUAAGAAAACGUUUAUAGUGCUAAAUAGAGGGAAAACAAUCUUCCGCUUUAGUGCCACACCUGCCUUGUACAUGAUAAGCCCUUUUAAUCUUGCUAGGCGAAUAGCUAUUAAAAUUUUGAUACAUUCAGUAUUCAGCAUGUUCAUUAUGUGUACAAUUUUGACCAACUGUGUGUUCAUGACGUUUAGUAACCCUCCUGAGUGGUCCAAACAUGUAGAGUACACCUUCACUGGAAUUUAUACGUUUGAAUCAGGUGUAAAAAUCAUUGCCCGUGGAUUCUGUAUAGAUGGCUUCACAUUCCUUAGAGAUCCAUGGAACUGGCUGGAUUUCAUGGUCAUCUCAAUGGCAUAUAUAACAGAGUUUGUGGACCUGGGGAAUGUAUCUGCGCUGAGAACAUUCAGAGUUCUCCGAGCAUUGAAAACUAUCUCUGUCAUUCCAGGUCUGAAGACCAUUGUUGGCGCUUUGAUCCAGUCGGUGAAGAAGCUGUCAGAUGUGAUGAUCCUUACAGUGUUCUGCCUCAGUGUCUUUGCCCUCAUUGGUCUGCAGCUCUUCAUGGGAAAUCUGCGACACAAGUGUGUCAUCUGGCCCAUCAACAUUACAGAAAUGUACCAUGGCAAUGGCAGCCAUGCCUUCAGAUGGGAGGAGUACAUCAUGAAUGAGACCAAUUUCUACUUCCUACCUGGUGCAUUGGAUGCUCUUUUAUGUGGAAACAGCUCUGAUUCAGGUCGCUGUCCUGAAGGCUACACAUGCAUGAAGGCUGGUCGCAAUCCAAACUAUGACUACACCAGCUUUGACAGCUUUGGCUGGGCUUUCCUGGCUCUCUUCCGUUUAAUGACACAGGACUAUUGGGAGAACUUGUACCAGCUGACCCUACGAGCAGCAGGGAAGACCUACAUGAUUUUUUUUGUGCUGGUGAUCUUUGUUGGCUCGUUCUACCUUGUGAAUUUGAUUCUGGCUGUGGUAGCCAUGGCAUAUGAGGAGCAGAACCAGGCCACUAUGGAAGAGGCAGAGCAAAAGGAGGCAGAGUUUAAAGCCAUGCUGGAACAGCUGAAGAAACACCAGGAAGAGGCUAAUGCCAUGGCGACAUCGGCGGGUACAGUGUCUGAAGAUGCGGUUGAGGAUGAUGGUGAAGAAGGAGGGAACUUCUCCUGCAGCUCAUCUGAGAUGUCUAAACUCAGUUCUAAGAGUGCCAAAGAGCGACGCAACCACAAGAAGAAAUGGCGACAGAAAGAGCAGGACAAGGAGAAAGGGGACAGUGAGAAGUUUGUCAAAUCUGAAUCAGAUGAUGGAAGCAGAAGAAGCAGAUUCCGCUUCCCUGACAACCGUUUAGGGCGUAAAGACUCUAUAAUGAACCAGAAUUUUUGUCAUGAGAAGGCAUGGUCUAACGUAUAUCAAUCUCUGCUUAGCAUCCCUGGCUCACCGUUUCCUUCGCGGCGUAACAGCAAGAGCAGCAUCUUCAGCCGCUGUAAGGACGGAGGCUCAGAGAAUGAGUUUGCGGAUGAUGAACACAGCACGGUAGAAGAGUUUGAUGAGCGGCGCAAUUCGUUCUUAAGCCUGCAGCGUCGUGGUAGCUACACGGGUUAUUACGGCAAGCGCAACAGCACUGUUGAUUGCAAUGGAGUGGUUUCUCUCAUCGGUCCGGGGCCUGGUGGACGCCUACUGCCUGAGGUGAUAAUAGAUAAGGCAGCUACUGAUGAAAGCGGACCAACCACUGAUAUUGAGAUUAAAAAGAAACUCUCAGGAUCUCUAAUGGUUUCUGUGGAGCAGCUAAACACAUCAUUUGGGCGCAAGGAGCGAGCCAACAGUGUCAUGAGUGCUUUAACCAACACAUUAGUUGAAGAACUGGAAGAGUCUCAGAGGAAUUGUCCACCAUGUUGGUACAAGUUUGCCAACACCUAUCUUAUCUGGGAGUGUGGCCCUGUUUGGAUGAGGAUUAAGGAGAUUGUGAACCUGAUUGUGAUGGACCCUUUUGUGGACUUGGCUAUCACCAUUUGUAUUGUGCUCAAUACCCUCUUCAUGGCUAUGGAGCAUUACCCUAUGACUGAACAAUUUGAACAUGUCCUGAGUGUCGGAAACCUGGUGUUUACUGGUAUCUUCACUGCUGAAAUGUUUGCCAAACUGGUUGCCAUGGACCCUUACUACUACUUUCAGGAGGGCUGGAACAUCUUUGAUGGCUUUAUUGUGAGCUUGAGUUUGAUGGAGUUGGGCUUGGCUGAUGUGGAAGGUCUCUCUGUGCUGAGAUCAUUCAGAUUGCUAAGAGUGUUUAAGCUGGCUAAGUCAUGGCCCACCCUCAACAUGCUGAUAAAGAUCAUUGGUAAUUCAGUAGGAGCUUUGGGAAAUCUGACCCUGGUGUUGGCCAUCAUCGUCUUUAUCUUUGCCGUGGUGGGUAUGCAACUGUUUGGGAAGAGCUACAAGGACUGUGUGUGUAAGAUCUCUAAGGAUUGCGUGCUGCCCCGUUGGCACAUGAACGACUUCUUUCACUCUUUCCUAAUUGUUUUUCGGGUGCUAUGUGGAGAAUGGAUUGAGACCAUGUGGGACUGUAUGGAGGUGGCUGGACAAACCAUGUGUCUCAUUGUCUUCAUGAUGGUGAUGGUCAUUGGGAACUUGGUGGUCUUGAAUCUGUUCCUUGCCUUGCUACUGAGCUCGUUCAGCGCAGACAACCUGGCAGCUUCUGAUGACGAUGGUGAGAUGAACAACCUACAGAUCGCAGUGAUCCGCAUUAAGAAGGGAAUUGCAUGGGGGAAGGUCAAAUUUCGAGAAGUGAUAAACACCAUCCUCAGGAAGCAGGUCACAGACGAGGCCAAGCCGUUAGAUGACAUGUACGACCGUAAGCUAAACUGCAUUGCUAAUCACACGAGUGUAGACAUUAGCCGUGAUCUGGACUAUCAGAAAAAUGGCAAUGGAACCACCAGCGGCAUCGGCAGUAGCGUGGGCAAGUACAUGAUUGACGAUGACCACAUGUCCUUCAUACACAACCCCAACCUGACUGUAUGUGUGCCCAUUGCCGUGGGCGAGUCGGACUUUGAGAAUCUCAACACAGAAGAUUUCAGCAGCGAGUCUGAGGCAGAAGGAAGUAAAGAAUGUGAUGACAUCAGCUCAUCAGAAGGCAGCACCAUAGAUAUUAAACCAGAGGUAGAGGAAGCAGUGGUUGUGGAGGCAGUAGAAGAAUAUGUUGAUCCAGAAGCUUGCUGGACUGAAGGUUGUAUUGCCCGCUACAAGUUUUGUGAUGUGCCCAUCACGGAGGGUUGGGGAAAGAAUUGGUGGUUCCUCCGGAAGACCUGCUAUCUGAUUGUGGAGCACAACUGGUUUGAAACCCUCAUCAUCUUUAUGAUCCUCCUCAGUAGUGGAGCAUUGGCCUUUGAGGAUGUGUACAUUGAACAGAGGAAGACUAUCCGUGUCAUCCUGGAGUAUGCUGACACGGUGUUCACCUACAUCUUCAUAUUGGAGAUGUUGUUAAAGUGGGUGGCCUAUGGUUUUGUCAAGUACUUUACCAAUGCUUGGUGCUGGCUGGACUUCUUCAUUGUUGACGUGUCUAUAGUCAGCCUUAUAGCUAAUGCGCUGGGCUACUCCGAUCUAGGGCCCAUUAAAUCACUCAGGACACUAAGGGCCCUGAGACCCCUCAGAGCAUUGUCACGUUUUGAAGGGAUGAGGGUGGUAGUCAAUGCCUUGGUGGGUGCCAUACCUUCCAUUAUGAAUGUGUUGCUGGUUUGCCUCAUCUUUUGGCUGAUUUUCAGUAUCAUGGGAGUCAACAUGUUUGCGGGCAAGUACUACUACUGCUUCAAUGCAACCUCUGAAGAAUACUUCCUACCUGAAGAGGUCAACAACAGAUCACAGUGCUUUGAACUAAAGGCACAGAACUUCACUGAAGUGCGAUGGAAGAAUGUCAAAAUCAACUUUGACAAUGUUGGUGCUGGAUACUUGGCUUUGCUACAAGUGGCAACCUUCAAGGGAUGGAUGGACAUUAUGUAUGCAGCAGUUGACUCCCGAAAGGUGGGAGACCAACCCAAGUAUGAGGACAACAUCUACAUGUACAUCUACUUUGUCAUCUUCAUUAUAUUUGGCUCCUUCUUCACCCUCAACCUCUUCAUUGGUGUCAUCAUUGAUAACUUCAACCAGCAGAAGAAAAAGUUUGGAGGUCAGGACAUCUUUAUGACUGAGGAACAGAAGAAAUACUACAAUGCUAUGAAGAAACUUGGCUCCAAGAAACCUCAGAAACCCAUACCUAGACCCCAGAACAAGCUCCAGGGGAUGGUGUUUGACUUUGUGACACAGCAGGUCUUUGAUAUUUCCAUCAUGAUCCUCAUCUGUUUGAACAUGGUCACCAUGAUGGUUGAGACAGAUGAUCAGUCACAGGAGACUGAAAACAUCCUGUACUGGAUCAACUUCAUCUUUAUUGUGUCCUUCACUUCUGAGUUUGUCCUUAAGCUCUUCGCACUGCGUCAUUAUUACUUUACCAAUGGCUGGAACAUCUUUGACUGUGUUGUUGUUAUUCUUUCUAUUGUGGGUAUGUUCCUGGCUGACUUGAUUGAGAAGUACUUUGUGUCACCAACAUUGUUCAGGGUAAUCCGUCUAGCUCGAAUUGGACGUAUCUUGCGUCUGAUCAAAGGGGCAAAGGGCAUUCGGACUUUACUGUUUGCCCUGAUGAUGUCACUGCCUGCCCUGUUCAAUAUUGGACUUCUACUUUUCUUGGUCAUGUUCAUAUUUUCUAUCUUUGGAAUGUCAAACUUUGCCUAUGUAAAGCGAGAGGCUGGCAUAGACGACAUGUACAACUUUGAAACAUUUGGAAAUAGCAUGAUCUGCCUGUUCAUGAUAACCACCUCGGCGGGGUGGGAUGGUCUUCUGGCUCCCAUUCUUAACUACGAUCCGGACUGCGACCCAAAUAAGGAGAAUCCAGGUACCACAGUGAAAGGUAACUGUGGAAACCCUUUGGUGGGCAUCUUCUUUUUUGUCAUGUAUAUCAUUGUCUCUUUUCUCAUUGUGGUAAACAUGUACAUUGCCAUUAUUCUGGAGAACUUCAGCGUUGCCACAGAGGAAAGUUCUGACCCACUAUGUGAGGAUGACUUCGAGUCCUUCUAUGAGAUUUGGGAGAAGUUUGAUCCCACCGCCUCCCAAUUUAUCACCUUCGCCAAGCUGGGUGACUUUGCCGACACUCUGGAGCACCCACUGCGCGUUCCCAAGCCCAACACUAAAGAGCUGAUCGCCAUGGACCUGCCCAUGGUGAGCGGCGACCGCAUUCACUGCCUAGACAUACUGUUUGCCUUCACCAAACGUGUGCUGGGUGAUAGUGGUGACCUGGACAUGAUGCGGCAACAGAUGGAGGAGCGCUUCAUUGCUGCCAAUCCUUCCAAAGUGUCUUUUGAACCAAUCACCACUACUCUGCGGCGUAAGCAGGAACAUAUGUCUGCCUCGGUCAUCCAGCGUUCUUACCGUGCCCAUCUUAUUCGGAAAGGCUUCAUCUGCAAGCGAUUGCUUGGCAAGCUGGAGAAUGGUAGGACCAAUCAGGACAAGAAGGAGGGCACGCCUUCUACUGCCUCGUUGCCAUCCUAUGACAGUGUGACUAAACCUGAGAAAGAGAAGUUAGAGGAGAGUGACGGCAAGGGCAAAAAUGGCAAAGACCAAAAAGAUGUCAAGGAAUCUAAAUGUUAGGAAUGAUGGUAAAGUGAGACAGAACAGAGUUGAGACUGAAACUAUCUAUUCAAACAAGUGUAUAGAAAAAAUCAUUUGCAACAAAAACAUUGAAAAUCUUUGGAGAAAAAAAGGUUGUUGUUACAGAUGAAGCAACUUGGUUUUUACCAUUUUAAAAUUGACCAAACUAACCUAUGAGCUUAUUGUGCAACAUCUUGGCUCAGUGACCCAAGAUUUUACUGUCUCCUCACAGCAGCCAACAAGGCAUUCAAUGAGACACAAAAUUAUGACCUAUGGUAGAUUUCUUUGAUAGGGACCAACUGCCAAAGGUCAAAGCAGUACAAAGAGUUGUUAAAGCUCAUAAGGAUUCCUUUUCACCACCAUGUGUGGAGUUCAGCAUUCCUCCGCUAUGGACAUCCCUUCCAAACACUACACUGCCGAAAUCCAAUGGAAACCUCCCACUCAUCCAAGGAGGUUUCUGGGAUGUUGUGUUUUAACCUUAGGAUAACCUGUAAUAACAAUGUUAACUCAAUCAUGUGGCGUGGUGUGUCCGCUGGGAAAAGAAAAAAAAACUGAACAUUAUGCAAGGGUUCAUUUGUUUGUGGUGAAUAUAUUAUCACCUUAUUUGACCCACAAAAGAUUAGGGAAAAAAGUUCAGCCCAUGUCAUUCAUCUUGUCAUCAUCUCUUUCUUAUACUUGCAGAAAAAAAAACUAUUUUAUACAUGGGCUUUCACAUUGAUAUUGGGUUGGGGGUUUAUCAAGGUUUUAGACUUGGGCUGAAAGGGACAUACUUAGACCGAGUUCCAGUUAAAUAAAUAAUUAAUUGUGCUCGUUCAAUGCAUAGAGACGACUUGCAUGGUGGCAUGUUUUGAUCAGGAAUCAUGCAUGUAUAAUCAUAGUCCACUUGGUACUGCUACUCAAACCACAUCAGUGGCUUGACCGUACAUUGGAUACUGUCCACUAGUAAUUAAAUGAAAUAGAUAGAGCUGGGAAAUUGUUUGUAACAUAUUUAACUAAUGGAUAUGACAAGUAUAUUUGUACUUACCCCCUCAUAAUGCUUUCUUCCUGAUUAACCGAUUCUCACACCAUGCGUCAUGCGAGUAAUUUCAGGUGGUACAACAUGACAAAUGACAAGAGACUAAACAAAAACACAUUUGUACACCUAUAGAUGUCUUUCACUGCCCUAGGAAGGAGAAAGGGUUGCAAUGUUUGGAAUGACGAGCUAACUUGGAGAAAGAUUACACUGAAAUCAAAUCUUGGGUUCAUAAACCUUGAUUUGCUAUUUUGCACCAGCAUUACAGUAUGAUUCAACUGCCCCUCAAUGUGCAGCUGAGGCUCCCGUAGGCUCUUAAAUAUGUCUUCAAAUAGUACUGCCACCAUGCCAUUUUAAUCCUUACAAUGCUUUGUCAGUCUGUCGGGACCAGGCCUCAAUGAGAGGUGAUGCACAUUUUUUUGGUGUGUGUGUG